Molecule: messenger RNA, 2175 nt
Organism: Harmonia axyridis
Lineage: Eukaryota; Metazoa; Arthropoda; Insecta; Coleoptera; Coccinellidae
Gene: rngo
Product: protein DDI1 homolog 2
Exons: 6
Coding region: 106-1464 (452 amino acids)
Biological process (GO): proteolysis
Molecular function (GO): aspartic-type endopeptidase activity; protein binding
Source: RefSeq, a predicted model, not a curated record
GAUGUUGGAUGUGGAAUAGGUUAAAGUUUGUUAUGCAGUUUUGUGGAUAUUUCCUUUAAUUGUUUGGUUUUAUAUUUUACAAAUUCUCGCUAUUUUAUUUCUGAAAUGAAGGUCACAGUUACAACUUUAACUGAUUACAUUUUCGUGUUAGAUGUAUCAGAAGAUUUAGAAUUAGAGAAUUUCAAAGCGUUCUGUGAAAUAGAAUCUGGAUUUCCUGCAUCAGAAAUAAUUAUUGCUUUCAAUGGAAGACCUUUGAUGGAUAACAAAAUGUCUUUAAAAGACUUUGGUAUAAGGGAUGGAGAUGCAGUUAUUUUACAGCAUUUAUUAAGUUCUGGUACUCAAUCUCAAAGUAGUCUGGAGCAAGUUCCUGCUUUUGACUUCAGUGGGAUAGAAAUACCUGGAUCUUCGACUUCAAGAGGAGGUAAUUUCCAUCAAAGUGGAAGACCAUCAGAAGAUGAUCCUAAAUUGAUAAGAGAUAUGUUUCUUGCCAAUCCAGACCAACUAGCACUCUUGAAGCAGAACAAUCCAAGAUUGGCAGAAGCAUUGUUAAGUGGAAAUAUUGAAGCAUUUGCAGGUGUUCUUCGCGAACAAGUAGUAAAUAGGCAGGAGAGAGAACAACAAAGACUGAGAAUGAUUAAUGCUGAUCCUUUUGAUACAGAGGCCCAACGUCUCAUAGCCGAAGAAAUUAGACAGAAGAAUAUUGAGGCUAAUAUGGAAGCAGCUAUGGAGUAUAAUCCAGAAUCCUUCGGAACCGUGGUUAUGCUGUACAUCAACUGUCGAGUUAAUGGGUAUCCUGUUAAAGCAUUUAUAGACUCUGGUGCUCAAACCACAAUAAUGUCAAGCAGUUGUGCUGAGCGAUGUAAUAUUAUGAGAUUAGUAGAUACCAGAUGGGCAGGUAUUGCCAAAGGAGUCGGUAUUCAAAAAAUUAUAGGCAGAAUUCACAUGGUGCAAAUACAAAUAGAGAAUGACUAUUUAAUCACAAGUUUUUCCGUUUUGGAAGAACAGCCAAUGGAUAUGUUAUUGGGAUUAGAUAUGUUGAAAAGACAUCAGUGUUGUAUAGAUUUAAGGAAAAACGUACUCAGAAUUGGAACAACUGGUACAGAGACUCCAUUCCUUUCUGAAAGAGAACUUCCAGAAUGUGCCAGAUUGAGUUCGGCAUCAGAAGAAGAUGUUAUAGAGAGAUCAAGAAAAGAAGCUGAAGAAAAAGCUUUGAAAGAUGCUAUUCAAAACAGCAGACAAAGUGCUCAAAUAGCUAGUUCCAGUUCUAGUUCUCAACCAAUGAUAACCAGUACAACAUCGAACUCCUUUCAAAUAUCUGAGGGCGAUAAAUUCACUGAACAAAGUGUUCAAGAAAUCGUACAAGUAGGAUUCACCAGAGAGCAAGCGAUACUCGAACUCAGAAGGUUCAAUGGAGAUAAAACUCAAGCGAUGGCAGCUUUAUUUGCGAAGUCACUUAAAUUUUGAAAUAUAUUUAAGGGUUUUUAGUUAGAUGAAUCGAAUUUAUAUAAUUUGCUGACACUUAUCACUGGUAAUUUCAUAAAUUCUUAUAAGAAAUUUGUUUGAUUUUCGAUUCUUUUAAAUUUAACGGAAAUUUUUAAUAUGUAUUGGGUGAAUUCAUAAACAGAUCGAGAAUUACUUGAUUAAUAAUUGUCUUUUGACCACAUUUCAAUAAUGAUGAUUUUUGCUUACUUCUAAUUGGAAACAAUCUGGAUUUAUAGAAAACAGAGGAGAUUCAUAAAAACCUUUUGAAUAAAAUACUUUGUAUUGUCAAGAUAUUAUAAAAUCUAAUGAGUUCUAUUAUUUAUGACAAUACUUCAGGUAUUCUAAUUAUUAAUUUUUUUAUAUUUACUGAUAUUGACAACAACUAAUUCUAUUCGACACCAAAGAAAUAACAACCCUAAAUUUUUAAUUGAAGGUUACUCAAUUGAAUCUUCAACUUCUUACUUUCCAUCAGAAAAACUAUUAGCCCACAAAUUUUAUUGUUUUAUAAUAAAUAACCUGUCUUUUGUCAUUAUGAAUGCAGAUUUUUGUGUGAUGUGGUGGAGGUAAAGGUUAAAUGAGUUGUAUGUACUGAAUGAACAACCAGAUGGAAAUGUACACUAAAAAAAUUGAUUUUUCGCUUAUCUAUAGAAUUGGACUGUUCCAUUUGAAGGAUUAAAUACAUUUUUUUAAAUA